This is a messenger RNA of Drosophila ficusphila, 1874 nucleotides long. RefSeq names its product serine protease inhibitor 28Dc (gene Spn28Dc). The coding region runs from base 150 to 1757 and encodes 535 amino acids. Gene Ontology annotation, molecular function: serine-type endopeptidase inhibitor activity. The transcript has 2 exons. NCBI's taxonomy places the organism in Eukaryota, Metazoa, Arthropoda, Insecta, Diptera, Drosophilidae. The record is from RefSeq and is a predicted model, not a curated record.
AGAGGCUCAGUCUGGCUCUAACAACUCAACAAGCCACAUCGCGUUUGGCCAUUGAAUAAAUAUAGUAUAUAUACGCACAUAUACCAGAGGAGAACCGAGAACGGGGAACCUAUAUAUAGUUUGAGUGCUUUCGCGAUUAAAUUCACAAAAUGUGGCGCUUGCUUCUGACGCUUCUGAUGAUGAGUGCGGUGUGCUGUGAUUCGGAACUUGUUCGCGAGGGGCUGAGGACCAAGGAAACGAUGGCCUACAUCGAUAGUUUGGUGCAGCAGGAUCGGCAACAGCAACAGCAAAUGCCACCCCAGCAUAUUCAGGCGAUUCCCUUGCCAAGUUUGCCGUCCCUUCAAUCGCCCGGCCUCGUGAAUGACCUUUCACCCAAAGACGAUCCCGUUGCGAUUCGUUUGUCGGGAAGUUCCGUGAAACGGCCACUUCCGCCUUCCACCUACGUGGAUUUGGCCACCUCCGAUCAGAUCGCGAAGAGUGUGCUCAAUUUCGGAAAUAUUCUGGCUCAGCACUUGGGCCAGAGGAAAACGGAGAUCUUCUCGCCACUGAGCAUCGUUCAGUCCCUGGCUCUACUGCUCCUGGGUGCCAGGGGUCGCAGCUACGAGGAACUCUCCCGAGUGUUUGCCAUUCAGGACACCAGCAGGCUGCACGAGCAGUUUGGAUUGAUGCUGCAGGAUCUGCAACAGCCCACCAGAGCGGGACUUUCGCCAGGAAGACCUACGACCGAAUGGAGGGCCACAGGAACCAUGAGACCGAGUCGCAAGGCCCAGAGACCCGGAGCCCAUGAAGUGCACCUGGCCAACGGACUGUUCACCCAGACCGGCUACUCACUCAACCCCGACUACAGACGGGCGGUCGAAGAGGUCUACGGAUCGCAGCUGGAGGUCCAGGACUUCGAGGGCAGUCCGGCGACGGCGCGAUAUAACAUCAAUCGCUGGGUGGCGGAGCACACGAAGAACCUCAUCCAGAAUAUCAUCGCCAGCGACAUUCCACAGAGCACCCGACUGAUCCUGGCCAAUGCGCUGUACUUCAAGGGCUUCUGGGAGAAUGACUUCAUGGAGUUCACCACGCGGCCGGAUAACUUUUAUCCGAAUGGCGAGGGAACCCAGCCGGUGGUGAGGGUUCAGAUGAUGGCCACCGGAGGAACCUUCCCCUACCACGAGGACUACGAACUGGGCUGCAAGAUCAUCGGACUGCCCUACAGGGGAAACCUGAGCACCAUGUACGUCAUCCAGCCCCUAAAAUCAUCGACGAAAGCACUGAAGGAUCUGCAAGCCGUUCUGACUGCGGAUAAGAUCGAGGAGUUGAUCAGCAGGAUGUUUAGGCGAUCGGCCAUAAUUGCAUUCCCAAAGAUGCACCUCACCGAGUCCGUUAACCUGAAGACUGUUCUGCAGAACAUGGGACUGGGUGGCAUCUUCAGCACCGUGCAGAAUGAUCUCUCCCUGAUCGCCACCAAUGAUGCCACCAGGACGAGUUCGCUGGGCGGAAACAGCCUGCAGAAUCUGGAGGCGCAGCGAAGAGCCGGAUCCGGAGGAGCACGCUCCGACUUGGUGGUGGAUGACAUUGUCCACAAAGUGGACUUCACUGUGAAUGAACAGGGAACGGAGGCGGCGGCAUCCACGGUCACGUAUCUGAAGAAAUCCGGUCCGGAUGUCCUCUUCCGGGCGGACACUCCCUUCAUGCUCCUUGUGCGCCACGAUCCCACUAAGUUGGUGCUCUUCUACGGUAUCAUCAACGAGCCUCCAGCGGCUGCCUAGUCCCAAGGACCUUAAAUUAUUAAGCUUUUGUAUAUAAGUUCGAUGACUUUUAGUUAGGAAGCCAAUAAAUCAUUUUAAAUGAUUCAAAUAAUAAAUUAAACGAUAAUAUAUUAAAAA